GCCCGUCACAUUUCCUCCCUUCGCUUCGUCCAAGGCCACGCACCACCUGGGUUUGGACAAUUGGCAGACCUUAUCUCGUCAACAUUACCGGAAUAGGCCAAGUCAUGCCCUCAACAAUGGACAAACUGCCCCAGGAGUUAUGGGAUGCCAUCUUUGCCGAAUUGCUUUUCGACCAUAUGGCCGCACUUUGCAGAGUAAACAAAGCUAUGCGCCCUAUGGCUCACAGUUCACUUUAUCGCAAUGUGGUUCUCGACCUCGACGAAAAUAAUCUUAUAGCACCAAGGGCUGGUCGACUGCUUCGCACACUGCUGGAGAAUCCUACAUACGCUGCUCAAGUCAAAAGAUUUACUGUUCGGGCCCAGUCUGUCCGUACCCAGUCUUCAUCCCAGAGAAACGAAAGAACUCCGUUGGCGCAUCCUACACCUCUCACUGAUGAGCUGAAGAAAAAGAUAGAAGGAACAAUCGACGAGGCCGAGAUUUAUGAUGCAGCUCUCUGGAAAGCUGCUUUGUGUCAUGAGCAAAACGCGUGGGCCCAAUCUGCAUUCAUUGUAUCCCGUCUGCCCAAGCUCGAGACCCUGACCGUAGAUCUCCCGCUGAGUUGCCCUCUGACCAGCUUUUUCUCAAACAUGCUCCAGCACUCCGCUUUGCGAGCAGUGCCUACUAGCAAAUGGUCAUGGCUGAACAAAGUGAGCUGCGUCCGUCUGGGUGAGACGCAUAUAAAAACCUUUGAUCGACGUUAUUACGAAAGAGAUCCAGACGUAGAUUACAGCAUCUCUUCACGCCUUGUACUGCUGGCGCUGUCUCUGCCAAGCUUGACAGAGUUCGAACUCUGGGGGCGAGUUGAUCUCAACGACAGUGUCGACGCUUACAGUUCCGUUACCGCAGGGAGGCUGAACAAGCUAAACCUGCAAAGAACAAACCUGCAUCCGACGGUCCUCGAUGCGAUUCUUCGCGAGAAUGAGCAUCUGGAGUCUUUGAGCUGCGCGUAUGCUGUUCCGUCGACGCAGCUACCCCUGAGGCUCGAUGAUGUCCAGCAAGCGUUGUCUCAUACCAGUGCGACCUUGAGACAACUUUCCUUCAGGUUCAAUCCGUACAAUGAUGAUGAAGAUGUCGACGAGAUGUUCGUCAUCGAAUCCGGGACCCUGGGUUCCUUCAGACAUUUCACAAAGCUCACCGAGAUCGAACUGUCGCUGUGCGUGUUAUUCGGCCAGACCGACCCCGAUCUAACUCCACCCUUGGACCACGUGCUCCCACCCAAUCUCGAACACCUCGUCAUCACCGAUGACCUCUGGGGUAUGAAACCGUUCUUUGAAUGGGGCGCUCAUCAAUACAUCCGCAAGUUUUCUGAGCUUUUGCAAGAGAAUCGCAACGAUGCGUCAGCGUGUGAUAACGCAAAAGCACGUCUACGAAACAUCACGUUUGAUUUCUUGUCUGGAUCGUUUUGGGCGAUGGACGGCUGGGGAGAAGAAACGUUUGCGGAGCUCAGGAGGAUAUGCUCAUCGCAAAAUCGGCAGUGCAUUGUCCUUGUCGAAACAGAGUAAAAUUUAGAAUGAAAUCAUCGUGUCACUCGCUUGUUCAGCUUUGAAGCAUAGAGCCCCGUAGCAGCAGGGCAAUGAUGUAGCGUAUGAAUCUCGGGCUCUGGUCUAGAAUAGAGAAUCGGGCUGACAGAUAGUUGUAUGUGAAAUAUCUCUAGAUUGCAGUAGGAAGCAUUUACCAAAAG
Boeremia exigua is the source of this 1720-nucleotide messenger RNA. RefSeq lists its product as uncharacterized. The transcript has a single exon. The coding region runs from base 105 to 1541 and encodes 478 amino acids. The record is from RefSeq and is a predicted model, not a curated record. NCBI's taxonomy places the organism in Eukaryota, Fungi, Ascomycota, Dothideomycetes, Pleosporales, Didymellaceae.